Dromaius novaehollandiae (emu) is the source of this 4354-nucleotide messenger RNA. It is a transcript of the gene CHAC1, whose product is annotated as ChaC glutathione specific gamma-glutamylcyclotransferase 1. NCBI's taxonomy places the organism in Eukaryota, Metazoa, Chordata, Aves, Casuariiformes, Dromaiidae. Bases 28 to 495 code for a protein of 155 amino acids. The record is from RefSeq and is a predicted model, not a curated record. Gene Ontology annotation, biological process: glutathione catabolic process. Gene Ontology annotation, molecular function: glutathione specific gamma-glutamylcyclotransferase activity; gamma-glutamylcyclotransferase activity. Gene Ontology annotation, cellular component: cytoplasm. The transcript is spliced from 4 exons.
GCCCGGCUUUAAAGGGCGGCGGGGGGGAUGCCGCGCCACGAGCUGCUGUCCUCGCCCGCCAUGAAGCGCGACCAAGUGCCCCUAGGCCUGCAGGAGCUACCGGAGCUGCCGCCGCCCCCCGUGGCGGGGGAGGCGGGCGGUGCGGAGCCGGAGCCGCCGGUGUGGAUCUUCGGGUACGGCUCGCUGGUGUGGCGGCCGGGCUUCGAGUUCACGUCGCGCAAGGUGGGCUUCAUCCGCGGCUACAGCCGCCGCUUCUGGCAGGGCGACACCUUCCACCGCGGCAGCGCGAAGGCGCCCGGCCGGGUGGUGACGCUGCUGGAGGACCGCGGGGCAUGCACCUGGGGUGUAGCCUAUGAAGUCUGUGGAGAACAAAUUGCUGCAUCACUGCAGUAUCUGAAUGUGCGAGAAGCUGUGCUGGGAGGCUAUGACACCAAGCUGGUGAAGUUCCACCCUCAGGACAAGGAUGCAGAUGCUUCGCAAGCAGAGGAAAAGUAAAAGCCAAAAGGAAAGAAUGCUUAUCACAGCUACUGGCUUCUGCACUGGUCGGACACAAUCUCUGCAGUGAUACAGUCUGGCUGGCAAGUGCAGAAAAGAGCCUAUGUUUUUUUGUUUUGUUUUCUUGUUUUUCCUGUUCUUUUUUGUUAUAGCAUCUGCAAAGGCUGUGCUCUAUCAAGCUCUUCCAUCUGCAGUAGAGGCUGAACAGCACUUCAUACACACCACAGAGCUGAUCUGUCAAGAAACAAUGUCUGGUUUUGUAGCAGACUGUUUUUCUGCUCCUGCUACCUAAAAGGGCAAAAGAGUAAAGAAGGGAGAAGAACAAGGGUCUAAUGGAUGUGUGGUUGCAACGAGACAAAUGAGAUUGACUGUGCACAAUAUGGCCUGAAUCAUUCAGCACAAAACAGAGAGAUGUGGUCACCUGUGUACUUUGGAGCUUUUCCAUAUAACAGUUCUCAUAUAGGUCAGUGCCAGAAUAGUAGUACUGCCUACGGCCAGCAGAUGCCAAAACCUAGUGCUGUGAGUCAAUCUAGGCCUGAAAGUCCUUAGGGGAACUUUAAAUUGGUUUAUAUCGCUUUCAGUUCUCCAGCCUAGUCCCAACGGCAGAGGAGAAAAUGAACGAGCAGAAUUUGGAUGGGCGGUUUUUCCCGAGUUGGACGUCUCACUUUGGUACUGUCAGUGCUCAUGAAAUGCCAUAUACUUUAGUAGCAUCAAAUCCAAAGGGUUUUUUUUCCCUGUAAUUCACAGACAGAUAUAGCAUAAGACAGCACAGUCCCAGCACGUGAGCAGGCACUAACGUACCACUAACAAACACACAGCCUAGCUCAGCACUGCAUGGUUUCCUGGCCGCAGGAAGAGAUUUAAAAAAUAGGUUUGCAGCCAGGUUAUGGAAAAACUACGCUUGCAGCAGAAGUAGCAACCACUCAGCACAUUUGGAGAUUUCCUACUAACUAGUUGCCUUGGCUUAAGCAAAAGCCUCUCUAGUUUAACUGUGUAGUAUUGAAGUUAUUAGAGAAUCUCUGUACGGUUUCAUAGCGGUGUUAGGACUAGGGUCAGUGGGCAGGCAGGCAGGAAGUGGGCAUACUGGACAACGCUGUGGAAGCUCUACAUGCUUUGUUUACAAACCCUGUACACUUUUUGUUUGGCUUUUGGAUGUGUUUUAUUCUUUCUCAGCUCCCUUUUCAUCUCAUGUGUAGUGCCAGCCAAACUGAUGAGUGUUUAUGCUUUUGAAUUCCUGAAGCACAGCCAGUACCUUGAACUCUAGAGAAUGAGAGUGAAAUAACGUAAAAGGUUGGGCAAGUUCAAAGACAGAGAGGUGCUGUUUUCCUAGCUGGAGACACCAAACUGUUCCCAGACCACACUGAGCUUUUCUGGGGACACAAGAACAAAGACUUCUCUCUUCUGUCCUCCUGUUUAUGCUGCUUUUUGCCUCCCUCUUCUCACUAUUUUCAUGGGACACAUUUCCAUGAAUCUUAAAUUAAAAUCACCAAGGAUCAGUUUGACCGAAGUCUGACAAUUUGGGAGACACCUGAUAGCUAAUGGUCUUAAAAGCUCGUAUCACCAACAGAAUUGGGAAAGGGGAAGUUUUUGUCCAAACCACUCAAGCCAUGGUAGCUCAGGUAGCAAAAGCGAAUGCCAGAUCCCUGCUUUGUCCACAAGCAGAUAGCAGGUAGUGCAGCACUUAGCAGCACCCAGAAAUCGGUAAGUGCUUCACUCAUGGAAAGAGAAGUCUCAGGAUGAAUUUUAUACAGAUGAGGUUUAAUUCAGCCUGUAAAACCUUGCUGCUUAGGAAAUUUGUCCUGCAGAAACAUGACUGAUGCAUGCCUGGGCUCACGUUGUGGGUACGUGCAGCUCAACUGUACCUUGCAAGUCAGAUACUGUGCAGAGCAGGCACAGACGGCCUCUGACAUACUGGACUCACCAUGCAUUCUGCAUGAAGCCUUUGCUCGUAUUUCGGGCUGAGGGUUUCUGCAGACCAGGCCGUUCAUAAGCACAAGCACACACAUGAUGCAGCAUGCAUGAGGCCAGGCACGUUCCCCUCUGAGACUUGCACAGCAAUGCACCUGCCCCAAAUAUCUUCAUUCACAGGUGAAGGGAGAGGCUAAAGAACGGUCCAAGCUAACACCAGCACUGGAAUUCAUUAGCUUAUGGCCUCAGUAAUCUGUUUUGCUACUCUGCCUCGAGCUGAAGUCAUGGACCUAGCAACACCACCAGUACAGGCAAUAUUGAAAUCAUUCCACAGACUUGCAUCCAGCCCCCUUACAGCAAUUAUAAACAGCCUACAAACAGCCUCGGGGCAACCACAUCCAGCUCACUGAUAUUAAACUCUGUCUACACAAAGCAUAUGUGACAUUCGAAAACAUUCAGAAAACAAGCAAAAAAGUAGCCUCUUUUCCUCCUUGUCUAGACGAGACACCAGUGGUUGCAAACUCCAGGUCAGCAGAAAGGUGGCAUGUGAUGGUGACGGAGGGAGCACACGCUGUCCUGCUUCCGGGGAGUAGCAAGGCAGCGCCAUCGUUAACAGAAACACAGCGGCUGCUCGUGGAUGUGUUUACGUUACCUCCCCUCACCUUGCGCACAUCGCGUGCCCAGGCACUGUCCAUGCGUAUGCUUUCCAAGUCCGCCCGAGCAGCUCAUGCUGUAAGUGACCUCUGAGGACCGUGACCUAAAUGCUGUGAGAGGCUGCUGGCGCUCGCCGGCGGCAGAUACUGUUACAGAGAGCUGGGGUCAGCAGACUUGUCCCCAGGCCACUCCAACAGACAUCAUGAGCUGGAACAUCUCACUUUGGUUUUUUUCCAGCGAGGUGCUCAUUUCCUUCAGAAAAUUGAUCCCAAAGUACAUUUCGAACAGCUAGCUAGUUUUUAGACUAUACAUUUCUUCAUUCUUCUAUCUGCUUUAUAACAGUAUGUUUUUCUCCAAGACUUCAAUCUUCCUCCAACACACAAUCUCAUUUUUAUAGAGGGAAAAGAGCAGGAAUGCCCAGCUCCCUGUAGCUAUGAUGCAUACUGCUUUUUAUUUUCCCUUUGACAUUCAAUCUCAGACACUCCAUUACCUUUGGAUCUGUUAGGGCUGGAGCCAGAUGAAACCAUCUCUCUUGUCACUGCAUAGCACAGUCGAUUCUGGAAGUGCAUCUCUAAACCACAUAUACAGUGCAUCUUUUCCUGGAAAUACAUCUGAUAACUUGAGGACAGAUCAGUCCUGGACUGAAGACAAGAAAUAACAGUGGGACCACUGUCACUCAGAAUACCUAUCCACUAUUUUUUCCAGAGGAUUCUUGUCUCAUUUCACUUCAUGAGGGAUGCUAAUAAACAAGCAGCAGUUCAAUUCCUUGUUGCCCCCUUAUUUAAUAUGUGGUCCCACAUUUGUUUAUAUACUUUGCUCUGAAUGCAAGGGGACUGCUUCCCAUAUUGACUUUUCCCUAGCAAAUCACUGUAGCAACCAAGCCCUUUGCACACUUCAAUUCGCCCUCACAGCGCCUUUGUGAGGAAGUAUAAUUUUGAUUUUACAGAUGGAGAAGUGUCAGAUGAAGAGUCUAACUUCAAAAGCGUACACCGACUUUACACAGUGUGAAACAUUAAGAGAUGAUGUUUUUCAAAGCACUUGAAACCAUGUUAUAGUAGGUAUUCAGAGAGACCCUGCGGGAAAAAGACAUUGUGUGUUCAUGUAAUCGGGACUGUAUUAUGAUGCAUAUAUACGAGAAUCAUUUCGAGUUUUCACGGAUAUCCUUUUUUUCCCAUUGUCUGAUUAGAAUCUAUGUUUUUGUAAUUUUAGUAAUUUGCUCUUAGUAUUCCUAAAACUUCACAUACUUAACUUUGCAAAAUAUUAAUAUGCCAACAUAAAUUUAACUUUGGCAAAGAAA